AUGGAUAAAGAAUUGCUUAUUGCUGCGGUGUUUGAAAGAACAGCUAUUUGGAACAAGAGGGAUAAGCUACAUAGCAAUCGCAAUGUGGUUGACAGAUACUGGAAGGAAAUAAGCAUUGAAAUAAAACAGGAUGAGGCCAAGAUCAGAAAGCAAUGGAAGUAUUUGCGGGACCAGUUCUCCGUUGAAUUAGGAAAACUCCCCCCGCCAAGGUCUGGAGACGCUGCCGAAGAUCUUCCUACAUCCAAAUGGCCGUAUUUCACACAACUUCUUUUCCUGAAGGACGUGAUCAAACCGAGGGCAGCCAGCGGCAAUUUAUCGAUGAUGCAGUCAGCUCAGUCCACACAGGAGACAGAAGAAAUUCAAUCUUCGAACGAGAAUAGCGAUAAUGAAGAGUCUUCUCGAGAAAGUGAAGGUUGCGUGGUACCGCCUACUCCUAUUUCAAGGAAAACGAAUCCUACCUCAGCAUCCAUUACGGCACAGAGAAAAAGGAGAACUGCUACCGAUGCAUAUCAAGAAUCAAUGCUGGAAAUAGAAAAACGCAAAGUGGAAUAUCUCGAAAAUAAGGCCAAAAGAGGUUGCAGUGAUCAAGAUGACGAGCAUAUGUCAUUUUUCAAAAGUUUGCUUCCACAUGUAAGGCAAAUACCUGCAAACAGAAUAUUAUGUUUCCGUUCCCGCGUGCAAGAAUUAGUGGAUCAAUUUUCCUACCAACAUAACACCUUUUCUCAUCUGUCAUCUUCUGCAUCAUCCCAUUGUAGUGCGCCUUCUCCUUAUAACAUAGAUCAGAAUAGCUGCGCACCUUCUCCCAACUAUCAUAACAUACAAGAAACUACGCAUUCGUCCAUUCCCUUAAACCAACCAUCAGUCAUGUUUAAAAGUCUUCCCGCUACUGUUUCUAGGCUCCUUGAUAAUAACCAACAGCAAAAUACAACUUAUGUAUCUUUAUCAUUACCAGAAAAUGGUAUCCAUCCAUGA
Acanthoscelides obtectus is the source of this 972-nucleotide messenger RNA. NCBI's taxonomy places the organism in Eukaryota, Metazoa, Arthropoda, Insecta, Coleoptera, Chrysomelidae. The record is from the annotation of a GenBank genome assembly.